CGACAACAACAACGCGGAAGCCGUGCAUCGUGAACAUCACGGUCUCUCGCUUUGUUGGUGAUUGUACACUGCGAGGUCUCUUGUAGUCAUUCUGGUCACCCGGGGUGCUAACCACACCACUUGCUCACGUGGGCUUGGACCGCUGUCAUCCUCGAAUUCGAGGCAACACAAAGGACCCCAUCUCGUGCAGCCUUCCCAAGGCUCGCACGCCUCUCCUCCUCCUCCGCUCCUGGACCCGACAGACUCACAACUUCCUGUCCGCCACCGCCAUUCACUCCCUGCACGACUGCGCAAUAUGGCCACCCCGCUCAACACUACCACUGCGCAAUUUGCUGGACCCUCUUACCUACAGGCCAUUCGGCCGGCCUCGUCCAUGAGCGCGAACAGAUUCGACGAGGGAUAUUCAGAGGAUACGCGGAGCCAGAGUGGAAGCGACUCCAUAAUGCGAGCCGAGUUAAGGCUAGGCGAUGGAAUGGGGAUAGAUCAUGAACUGCAAUACCCGCUCCCGGACUGGGUUCUAAACAUGAGCGAAACAGAUCGCAGCGACUUUGCAUAUGCAAUCCUCAGGUCUUUACGAACAUCCUCAAUCGCCGCAAUAGUUGAAAAACUGAACCCUCUCCUCCACCUCGACCCCGUCAUUCACCUUCCACCUGAAAUCACGUUCCAAAUCUUCUCCUACUUAACACCCCAGACGCUACUGCGGGCAUCCACCUUAUCGCGCACAUGGCGGACUCGGGUCAUGGACAGCCCUCUGUGGAAGGUAUUGUUUCGCCUAGAAGGCUGGAACUCGAACUUUCCCCAGGUCCGCGCAUUCGAAGAACGCCAGAAGAUGAGGAGAUCAGAAACAAAGGAGCGCAAGACACGCGCACGUGGGGCGGAAGAAAUGGACUACGAAAAGCCAACAACCAAGAAGCGCCUUCGCGAGAGAACAAUAUUCGGUGAUGGAACCUCGUCUGACUCCGGAAUACACAACAGGCUUGAGCCUUUGUCUCUCGAUGGCUCACGCGAUAUCCUCCCUAGCUGGGGCGAGCAGCACGGCGUUGUUGAGGUAGACGACAGUCCGACAAUCAAGGUGGAGGAUAAGAUGGAAGGUAUCGCAUACCACGACUCAUCCUCGACUACAACCCCUACUGCAGCGAGUUUCCGUCGGAUGAGGAAAGGUAUCAAUCAAAAUGACGAGCCUGCAAUAUCCCCAACAGCCCCUAGUCCCAUGGACCCGCCCAUACGACCCUCUCUCCUUCUCCCCUCUUCCCCGGAGCCCCGAAUCAACUGGCAGUAUCUGUAUAAACAGAAGAGGCGGUUAGAGGACAACUGGGAUGCUGGUCGUUUCUCCAAUUUUCAGCUUCCUCAUCCCAGUCAUCCUACCGAGGCUCAUACAGAAUGCGUAUACACGAUUCAAUAUUCCGGCAAAUAUCUUGUCAGUGGCAGCCGCGACAAGUCUGUUCGGAUUUGGAAUCUAGACACUCUGCGCCUGAUUCACCCUCCCUUGAUGGGACAUACCGCAUCCGUUUUGUGUCUGCAGUUCGAUGAGCGUCCAGAUCAAGACAUUGUCAUUUCUGCUGGAAGCGAUUGCCGUGUCAUCCUCUGGCGAUUCUCCACCGGGGAAAUGAUCAAGGAAAUCAAAGAUGCGCACUCAGAAUCGGUUUUGAACCUCAGGUUCGACGACCGGUACCUCGUGACUUGCUCUAAAGACAAGACAAUCAAGGUCUGGAAUCGGAAGGAAAUUUGGCCGACGAAUGACGCGUACCCUUCCUCAACAACGAAGUCGAGUGCUAAAUUUCCAGCAUAUAUCAUCAACAUGGCGCAUCAUGUGGAAAAUCAACACUUACACUUUAAGCCGCUUGAGCCGUAUACCCUCUUGAUGACCUUGGAAGGACAUGGUGCCGCAGUCAACGCUAUUCAAAUCCUCGAAGGUCAGAUAGUGUCAGCAUCUGGGGAUCGAAGCGUCAAGGUAUGGGAUGUGCGCACAGGUGCUUGCCAAAGGACCUUCUCAGGGCACAGUAAAGGAAUCGCAUGUGUUCAGUUCGACGGCCGGAGGAUAGUCAGCGGCAGUUCUGACGAAACCGUCCGCAUAUUCGACCGAGCUACCGGUGCCGAAGUCGCUUGCCUUCAAGGGCAUGCAAACCUAGUCCGAACCGUUCAAGCUCAAUUUGGCGACCUACCAGGAAAUGAGGAGGAGCUAGAAGCAGAGGCCCGAGCUGUGGACCAUAGCUUUUUCGAGGCUCAGAGGAAAGGUCUUAUCACGCAAGAGAUGUCGCGAGCCCAACGCAGAGCGCGAAAUGCAGGUUCCCGAGAUCCGAAAGCCCUCUUCGCCUACGGGGCUAAGCUCCCCCCUGGUGGAGGCGGUAGCAAAUGGGCCCGGAUCGUCUCCGGCUCCUAUGAUGAGACAGUCAUCAUCUGGAAGAAAGGGCCCGAUGGAGCUUGGGUCAAGUCAAAGAUUCUCUACCAGAACGAGGCAGUCAGGGCUGCCGGAGGCCGCCCUCGUCGUGCCGUUGCGCCAAACCGCCCGAAUACAGUCAACCAGAAUCAACACCAGCAACAGAAUGCAGGCAAUCCUUCUGCUCAAAAUGCGCCUCCUAACUUCCAAGCCCUAGCCCAGCAAGCCCAAGCCCAAGCCCAGGCGGCCCAGUCACUAGCACAGCAAGCCCAAGCACUCCAUGCAGCCUCACAGACAAUGCAGCAGGUCAAUCAACCCCCUCCCACUGCCACUGUCACUGUCAACACAACUACGACCCUAAAUGUAGCUACCACUGCAAAUCAGAUGGCUACAACUAACGGGCCAGCGACUGGUGGAGCUUAUCAGCAGCAACAACCACAGCAGCAAGCCCAAGCCCCGGCUCCUGCUCCUGCUCCCAACGCUGGCCCCCAUCACCACCACCACGGUACCCAUCACCACCACCACCCUUUUGCCGGCCCGCUAAAUACCCAAGGCACCAAUUCCCGCGUCUUCAAACUCCAAUUCGAUGCCCGAAGGAUCAUCUGUUGCAGUCAAGAUCCGACUAUCGUAGGUUGGGACUUUGCAAACGGUGAUAAGGAGAUAAUUCUCGCCAGCCAAUUUUUCGGAGAAUCGGGAUAGAUCAGAUGAACUAUGUACAAUUUAUUCAAACCGCCACAGCUUUUCUCGGGCUGGAUGGAGCGAGUGGAAGUCGGCGGAUCGGAUACAUAACGAUCCAGCGCCGGUCAGUCUAGGCACUUUAGGAGUGCGCACAGUACCGAAGAGAAACCCAAAAGUUCCAGUACAAACGCGCGUUCGUAGAGAGAAUCAGCUCCUCCGAAGGCUGUUUUCUUACCCCGCUCCGAUACCCUUCUAUCUUCUGUACUGGCUUUGAGACGCAGAAGCAAGACAAUGCCGCCCUCGUCUAAUAUCCAUAUUUCCUUUGAUCCCGCUACAACUCAAAUCUCCUUGAGCCCUAUCUGCUAUGUAAAUAUAUGUAGACAGCUUCCCGCGGUUUCUUUCCUUGCUUGCGUGAUGUUCUAAGUAGCUUCGGGCGUGGAUAUGGACAUAAACGGCGGAAUCCACUUUUUUCUUUAGUAAACCACAUUAUGAUGAAUG
Messenger RNA from Lindgomyces ingoldianus, 3553 nucleotides. RefSeq names its product WD40 repeat-like protein. Lineage: Eukaryota; Fungi; Ascomycota; Dothideomycetes; Pleosporales; Lindgomycetaceae. Gene Ontology annotation, cellular component: microtubule associated complex; cytoplasmic microtubule; kinetochore. The transcript has 2 exons. The record is from RefSeq and is a predicted model, not a curated record. Gene Ontology annotation, biological process: vesicle transport along microtubule; establishment of mitotic spindle orientation; nuclear migration. The coding region runs from base 296 to 3076 and encodes 926 amino acids. Gene Ontology annotation, molecular function: microtubule plus-end binding; dynein complex binding.